Messenger RNA from Kalmanozyma brasiliensis GHG001, 2163 nucleotides. Its product is annotated as Hpc2-related domain protein. The transcript has a single exon. The coding region runs from base 1 to 2163 and encodes 720 amino acids. The record is from RefSeq and is a predicted model, not a curated record. NCBI's taxonomy places the organism in Eukaryota, Fungi, Basidiomycota, Ustilaginomycetes, Ustilaginales.
AUGAGUGCAAGGCCCUCUUACGCAGAUGCCGUCAACGACGAAGACAUGCACCCGUCUUCGGCCGCGUCGCGUGUCUCCCUCGCGAACCUCCUCGGCCCUUCUGGUCCCGGCUCCUCACCUUAUGCCAGCACUCCUCGCACAUCACCUCGCAAGCGAUCCAGCGCAGGCGAGUCUGCCGCCAAUCUGCAACUCCCUCCUGAGAGCGGCAAUCGCAGCGGCAGCUCCAGCGGUCAACCUCGUCGCAUCGAAUUGUCCUCAACUUCACAGGCCGCAUCCACAGAGGCUGCGCAGACAUUCCACGACGCAAAAGAGCAUGUAGCAGAAGACGUGGCGAUGGCAGAUCCCAUCGAGGAGAAUGGGCGCGAACCGGAAGACUACGACCACGAUGAUGACGACGAUGACGAAGAGGACGACGACGACGAUAAAGCAACCACCGAUGCCGGCAGUGCAUCCGAAGGCGAAGGCGAUGACAAGGGCGAAGGCUCGUCACCCAAAGACGGAGCCAAGGCAGGUGGGAACCCAUCCUCGCCUAGCAAGAAGCGCUCGCGUCGUCGAAGUCCGUCGGUGCCAGAACCCGUCGUACCUCUAGCUCCCAAGCGACCCACCGUGCGAAUCAACAUUCUCGAAGCCAGGCAAAGCGGCUACCUCAUCAACGUUCCCGAGCUCGUGCUGGCCAAGCUGCAAAAGGAGAGCCACCCCUGGGCCAAGUGGUACGAAGAGCAGCUCCUCGAAGCUGCAGAACCAGAACCUGUCGCUGCACCGGGCCGGCCCGAGGUGCCGCCUGGCCUUGAAGGCUUCGGAGGUCUCGCCAAACUGCUCGAGAAGUAUCCUGCUGGCGAAGGAGGGCCAUCCAGUGCAGGUGGUGCGGCCAAGAAGCGCCGUCGACCCAACGACGACAAGUACGAUAUCGGACAGUACGACGUGCGGGACCCCUUUGUCGACGACUCGGAGCUCAACAUCGAUGAGCCCACCCACUUCGCCAAGCCCAAAGCAGACGGCUUCUACGUCACACAGGGUACUGUCGAACUGGCCAAGGCCAAAGCCAUGGGCAAAGGACAGCCGCUUCCGCCCAGCGAGAGGCCAAAGCCGCUCAGCAUUCGAGACUCCAAGGUUGGAUUUGCCGGGUCUCUCACCAAGCUCGUGGCAAGGAAAGCGCAGCAAGGCGUCGAGUUGCCGCCCAUGCCUCCGACGGCGUCUCCUUCGAUGCAAUUGGGCUCGCUCCUCAACAGCGGAGAUCCGGGCAGUCCUUCGGUUGGUUCCACGUCGGCCCUCACCAACGCGCAGCGACAAGAGGGCACGCGCGAUUCGCCCAUCAAGGUCGACGAUCUGGAUUCCAGCUCCUCCAAACUCGCCAAGAAGAAUCGCUAUCCGACCGAGCCCGUCGACCCACGUCUCCAAGCUGCGUUCGACGAUCUCAAGCGCAAGGUGGACGCCGAGUCCUUCCAGAAGGCCAAAUUCCCGCCUUCGCUUAAGGCACCGCUCAUCGAGACUGCUAAGCUGGCCGUGAUGCUCACCGAGUACAACGAGAAUUUCUUCAACCAUCUGCCCACCAUUUUCCCCUACAACCGCUAUACCAUGACGAAGCUCGUCAAGCGCGAGUUCUUCCCGGUGCACAUGAAGUUCUUUGAUGAACUCAAGCAGGAGCACCUGGACAAGCUCGGCGGCAUGAUCCGGGACAGCUAUCCGCAGCAGCUGGCGGAUUUCGAGGCGGCGCACAAAGCGUGGAUGGAACGAGGCGAAGCACCCAAGGAGGGCGAGGCACCGCAAGCCAUCAAGCCACCCAAGGCGGCCAACGGAGACGACGCGAUGGAUGUCGACGGUCCCCAGGACGGCGAAGACGAGAACGUCGAGCCGACCAAGCGCUGGAAGUGGACGGAGGAGAUGCGCGAGGAGGUCUUUACGCUCAUCACCAUCGAGAAUGCGAUGAGCGAGCUCCGAAACGAGAAACACAAAUUGGAGAACUCGACGGAGCAGUACAGCGAGAUCAACGCUCGUAAGGCCUGCUACAAGCAAAUGGCCGAGCUGUUCCCCGAGGAUGGCUGGACGACGUCGACCAACAUCUCGAGGGAGUAUGCGCAGAUCAAGAAGAAAAAGGACCGUCAGGAGGCGAGGGGCGAGGAGCUCUUUGGCGAUUCACGGGCGAGCAGCGUCGGCCCGGCCUAA